Pocillopora meandrina is the source of this 5472-nucleotide messenger RNA. The record is from the annotation of a GenBank genome assembly. Lineage: Eukaryota; Metazoa; Cnidaria; Anthozoa; Scleractinia; Pocilloporidae.
AUGGCGCUGGUAUAUGUGCUAUACGCUCUUAUGUCCAUUCAAGGCAUUCUUUUCGCCCUGUUUUUCACGGGAAAAGGAUAUGUGAUUGGCAUGAUUUGGGAAAUAGCCUGCGUUAUACUACGAGUUUGGCUCUAUGUGUUCGAGUCGGCGAUGAAAUGGAUUUUCCCCCCACAGAGAAAAAACAUUCGCGGAGAAAUUGCUUUGGUGACGGGAGCAGCGAGCGGAAUUGGCAGACUAAUUGCUCUUGGAUUGGCAGCCAAAGGUUUGUCUUCUACCCGUCAAAUGAAUAUUACACCAUGAUCAGGCAUAAUGCCCAUGAAGCGAGCUCGCCCUCCAGACUUGAAUUUCUCCCACUUUAAUUUUUCAACUAGAAACUUAAACUGGUCUUUCAUAUAUCUGGGAAUUAAAUCGUGACAGGUUUUCUUCGGGGUUGAUUUAAAUUAUCUCUUGUAGUGCUGAUCGGACUUGAUAAAUUGAAAUAGGGUAAUCCUCUUCAAAAACAGUGAACAGUAUUUAAACGAAAGUGCUGGAAGAAAACAUCGGGAAUGACUGAUAUUUUCACAGGGCUAAGUAACCACUGAUGUUAGCUCAGUCAAGGAUUAUAUUCUCACACAGAAAGUGCUGUGUAUUUAACAUAAUUAUGAUCUUGAGCAGUUCUUGGUGUGUGGAAUACUGCCUAAAGAGGAUGAUCGUCAAAUAUCAGAGAACCGAAUUUUAUUGAAAACAGUUGGUUAGGUGACUUUUAUUUGCCUUAACAUCAAAGAUUUCAGUUGGAACUUACUCCAAGUGGGCUGCUGCCCUAGUCAAGCCUAAAAUCAUAUUGGAAAAAAAUAGGAAUGAAAUUACCGGAUGCUGAUGCCAAAUGGAAAAGAUUGAGGGAAACCACAUACCCAUAAAAUAUAUUACUAACAGUAUAUAGUAAGAUAGAUUUUUAAAUGUAGGUAUACAGUAAGGCCCAUCAGAGGAAUUGGACAUUUUUAAAGGAAAAGUGUAAAGUGGUCAAAUUUUUUUAACAACGGUGGCCUCAAUUGGUUUGUGCGGUCGACUCCAGAUCGGGUGGUCUGGGUUCGAGCCCUGGCUGGGGUCGUGUUGUGUUCUUAGGCAAGACACUUUACUCUCACAGUGCUUCCCUUCACACAGGUGUACAAAUGAGUACCAGUAAAUGUGCUAGGGGUAACCCUGCGAUGGACUAGCAUCCCAUCCAGGGGGGAGUAGCAAUACUCCUAGCCACAUCAUGCUAAGAAAACCGGAGUUAAGCACUGGCCCCAUGGGCCACUUAUGCCCAUAUAAAGGCUUACUUACUGCUUACCACCUUUCCACUACUUAUGCCCCAAUUUUUUAACCACUAUUAUCAAUUUCUAAUAAAGAACUCUAUCAUCAUGAGGAUAAUUUCAACAUUGGUAAUGAAAUCUUUAUUAUGCUUGUUUGAAAGUAACUGGGAGAGAGUUGUAAUCUACUAUUGGUUCUCAUUAGAUUUCAAAAAAAGAGAUCCAUGUAAAUAUAUGACUUCAUCAGACUAUCUGAAUCUCAAUUCUCUGCACUGUCUGCUGUACAUUUUGUAUAAUUUUACCUUUGAGAAUUUAGUUUUUGAUCAAAAAAAUAUCCUUUAUUCAAUGUAUUUCAUCUCAUCACCUUUCUGAUUGAAAAUUUACAUUUAUAGUAACGAGAAAUUUCUCUUUGGUCAGUCAUGGUAGUGAAAGAGUUUAUCAGCUUCAAUUUGAUGUAUUAUGUAGUUUAAUUCUGUUCUUUUUCUUUUUAAAAAUUUAUUUCCCUUUGUUCUUUUAUUGAAAUCUGGAAUCUAGAGAUCUGGGACAUUGAAUGAUGUUGCCCUACCCCUUUCAAAUUUUUUGAUUUACAGCUCUGUAGUAGUCCCUCCCUUUAACCUAGAAUUUGUUGCAAUGUACUCUCACUAUCUGCAAGACUAGUGUGAACAAUUUCUGACAUGCAACACUAUUUUACUUGAAAAGAAGAGCCAAUAGAGAUAAAAUUUUCUUAACUUAGUAGAGAAAAUUUAAUAUCCAAAUGUACUUUUGUGCAAGAGAUUUAGCCAACUUUAGGGGAGACCAUGAGAUGUGCCAUGUAAAUGUAGGGAAUACUCCUUUAUAAUGCAGGAGAGUUGGCAUACAAGAAUAGAUGUCUCUAUGAGAUGAAUCUAAAAUUACUAAGCUAAGAAUAAAACUGAACCAUGAUCAACAGCAAGUCAUGGUGAGGAAAAUCAUUAAAUUUUUUUUUUCAGGUUGCAAAUUGGUGAUAUGGGAUGUCAAUGGUGAUGGACUUGAGGUUGUUGCCAAGGAAAUAGAAGUGGCUGAUGGUGUGGUGCACUCUUACAAAUGUAACCUGCGAGAUAGGAAGGAAAUUUCCAAGACAGCAGAGAAAGUGAAGGAGGAAGUGGGUGAAGUUUCCCUUCUCAUUAAUAACGCUGGUAUCAUAACAGGAAAGAAGCUUAUGGAUUGUUGUGAUGAAGAAAUCUCAGCCACUAUCGAUGUAAACAUCUUAUCACAUUUCUGGGUGAGUUCUUUUUUGUCUAUGGCUUAAAAUUAGGUAGGUUAGUUGUGCAGGCAGUAGUCAGUACUUAAGUAACUGCUCCAAGGGCACUUGUGUUAUUUCAUGAAACCUUAAAUUUAGAGGCAACAGACUCUACUUCUUAUUUACCCAUUCAUUCCUGCUAGAGGUGACCAAGACAGAACUUCUCCUAACAAUGCCACUUUAUUGUUAAGCAGAAAAGUGAUGAGAAGUAAGAAAAAGGUCAGUUACUGAGAGAUAUUUGUUCUUUUGCCACCAAAUUCUCACAGCUUAAAAUUAAGAAAUUUAAAGAAAUGUCAGACAGACAUUGCAGAGAUCUAGAAUUAAUAUUUAGCUGUUGAAAGUGAAAGGGUUAACCCUUUGACCUGGAAGAGUGAUUAGCAUUUAAUUUUUUCCUACAAUAUCACCCCCAGAUCACACAGUAAGGUCACAAGACAGGGGCAGAUCUAGGAUUUUCCUUAGGGGAGGCGCACCACAAGUACCAUAGGCGCAAGCUUUCUAGGGGGGUCUGGGGGCAUGAAAAUGCAGAGUUUGUAAUUGGCAGCCUCCAAUUCACUGCACCUACGGCUCAGCCGCCUAUUUGUCAUUUACAACAAAGAGUUGGGCCACAACUGAUGCUGGUUACAUCUUGAAAGUUGUCUAAAGUUGUCUGAUAACAUUUUUUAGAAUCUUCCUUAUAGUGAGAGUUUUGAUUUUAAAAAACUCAGUUCAGCACUAAUAUUAAUUUUUGGUCCACCUAAAAGGGGGGGGGGUACAGGCCCCCUCAUGCCCCCCCCCCUGGAUCCACCGCUGCAACACUAAGGGAAUUGAUCACCAACUAAAGAAGCUCUUGAUCGUUAAACAAUUUCUCCUUGUCAGCACCUUUGGAAAUGUAUAGAGAACAGUAUGGAGAAUAUGCAUACUGAUGUUAGGGUGUAAAGGGUUAGGAGGAGGUGGGAUGGUGCAGUGGUGAGAGCACCUACCUGACCUACCUGACCUACCUCCAUAUUUGAUUCACAGACUUGAUGUACAUUAAGAUUUAUUUUGCUCUUGAUUUGGAUCCUUACUUCAAAGCAUUUCAAACAUAAACAGGAAGAUCUCACUGUUAUUUACAUGGACUUUUAUCCCAUCUUCACUGGAUCUAUGUAACUUAUUCAUACAUUGAAAACAACACAUGUGUAAGAUUUUUGUUUAUUCAAGAAAUAGAAAUAUUGCAAUUAUUAUUAUUAUUAUAGUAUUUUGUGAACUGCUGUCUCAUGUUUUUAAAAUUUCCUUAUGUUAAAGUUCUUUUCUCCCUCAUUUAGACUAUUAAGGAGUUCCUUCCAAGCAUGUUUCAACAAAACCGAGGCCACAUAGUAAGCAUAGCAUCUAUUGCUGGUUAUACUGGUCUUGCUGGUGCUGUUGACUACUGUUCAUCCAAGUUUGCAGCUGUUGGUCUGAUGGAGGCAUUACGUCAAGAAUUGUUAAGCCAGAAAAAGACUGGUAUUCAACUGACAACAGUAUGUCCUUCACUUAUAACCACUGGAAUGUUUGAUGGAGUUAGGUUCAGGUUGGUGAAGUUUCUUAUGUCGCUAUAUGAGAAGUUCAUAUGUAUAGGAAGAAAAGUAUCCUCCUGCUUAGUUGUAAUUACACCUUGAGGGAAGCAAUCAGAAAGGGCUGCACCUCAAACUCUGUCUUCCCCCGGCAUCCCCUCCCCUCCCACCACCACCUAACCCCUAGAUUAGAUUUGUCAAGUCCUUACUUAGGUAGAAAGGAGGGGCAAGUAGGUAAGAUGAGUUCAAAGUCAUGGUUGAUAUGCUUGAUGAAGCAGAGUUGGGAGAAGGGAAAGGUGGUAGUUCUCGUGCUGUGAAAGGAGUGAUGCAGCUGUGAGGAGGAAGAGGGGAACAAAAUAAUAAGACAUAAUAAUUUACAAGAUAUAUGUAAGUUUACAAAAUAUGUGAUGAAAGGUGGCUUCUGUGUACUUCGCACAAAAACUUAUUUGUCAGAUGAUACUACAACUGCACCCAAUUUAUUACAUUGGAAAUUAUUUCUGGGUUUUUAGGUUUCCUAACUUGGUAGGCUUUGGUACUCUUACUCCACAAUAUGCCGCAUCCAAGGUCAUUGAUGCUAUUGAAAAGAACCAAAUUCACCUCACUAUGCCUCGAGGUGCUUAUUUAUCAACAGCCCUACAACAGUAAGUUUUUCAGUUUAGUUCAUGAGCUCAACAAUGGCUUGGGCUUAUUAGGCAUUGUAGUAAGAUUGCCAUAUGUCUUGACUUCCAAAUGUCAUCACAUGCAGCUCUUGCUAACAAGACAAAUUGCCUCACUAACUCUAGUCAAACUGACCCAACUUUUAUGUAAAUUUGGUUACACCAAAAACAAUCCUAUUAAUUUUUUGCAUUUGAAAUCUGUAGGAAACCUGGAGAGAAUUUUCAUACAAAAUUGCUUUUUGCAAAGAGAUGACACAUAUUUUUUGAUGUCUACAUAACUUUAAAUGAUGGCCUGAGGUGAUUUUAACCUUUCCAAAGGUUUCAACAGCAUUCACUACAUGAUGAAAAGUUGGUGACCCUGACCCUGACACAACUCAUAAUUACCUACAAAGUGACACUAAUAUUGUUUCACAUUUGAAUAGAUACAGCGCAAUUUUCAUACCAGUUUAAAACCAUUAUCAUAGGUAAACACCCCAAUACCUUGAACUAGAAACCUUCUAUAAACCCAUUGUGACAAUGUUCUUCCCUUGUUCUAUCCUCCAGUAUCCUACCAGAGAGAGCUACAGACCUGCUGUUGACCUUCCUUGGAGCAGAUGUGGCAAUGAACACUUUCACAGGGCGGCAAAAAAAUGACAUCAAUGAUAAAAUGUGAAGUUAGAGCAACCUUUCAGAAAUAUAUUUUAGCAAAUCUAUUAUUGCAGACUAUUUGUUCAACAGAAGGGUGGUUAAGACCUUGUUUGCACUAAGAGGGGUAACCUAGGAUGGCCAAACAAAAAGACAGC